This is a messenger RNA of Orycteropus afer afer, 477 nucleotides long. RefSeq names its product regenerating family member 4 (gene REG4). The record is from RefSeq and is a predicted model, not a curated record. Bases 1 to 477 code for a protein of 158 amino acids. The transcript is spliced from 5 exons. NCBI's taxonomy places the organism in Eukaryota, Metazoa, Chordata, Mammalia, Tubulidentata, Orycteropodidae. Gene Ontology annotation, molecular function: signaling receptor activity; mannan binding.
AUGGCUUCCAAGGGCACAUGGCUGCUCCUCCUGCUGAGCUGUGCAGCCAGCACUGAAGUCCUGGGUAACAUCCUCAUGAGACCCAGCUGUGCUACUGGAUGGUUUUACCACAAGUCCAAUUGCUAUGGGUACUUCCGGAAACUGAGGACUUGGUUUGAUGCUGAGCUCGAGUGUCAGUCACAAGGAAACGGAGCCCACCUGGCAUCUAUUCUGAAUUCAAAGGAAGCCAGCAUGAUAGCAAAGUACAUACUUAGUUAUCAAAGAAGCCAGCCCGUAUGGAUUGGCCUGCAUGACCCACAGAAGAGGCAGCAGUGGCAGUGGAUUGAUGGGGCUUCAUAUUUAUACAGAACCUGGUUUGGCAAAUCUGUGGGUGGGAACAAGCAUUGUGCUGAGAUGAGUUCCAGGCAUGGUUUCUUAACUUGGAACAAUAAUGAAUGCAACAAGCGCCAACACUUCCUGUGCAAGUACAGACCAUAG